Molecule: messenger RNA, 504 nt
Organism: Perca fluviatilis (European perch)
Lineage: Eukaryota; Metazoa; Chordata; Actinopteri; Perciformes; Percidae
Product: ribonuclease pancreatic-like
Exons: 2
Coding region: 1-504 (167 amino acids)
Molecular function (GO): nucleic acid binding
Source: RefSeq, a predicted model, not a curated record
AUGGUUCCCAGAGAGAUCCGAGGCCUGGACUACAAAGCAGGAUUUGGCGUUACCGAGUUAAACAUGAAGAUCUCUAUGUUUGCCGGUGUUCUGCUGCUCUCUGCUGCCGUGCUCUCUAUGGAAAAAGGUGACAAAGUGAAACAUGAUGUUGACUGGUUUACAAAGCAGCACAUCGGUAAGGAGAUGCAAAAAGACGACUGCAUCAACGUGAUUAAAGGCAGAGAAAUCAAGAAGGACGACGGCAGGUGUAAGUGGUCCAACACCUUCAUCAGAGCGCCUCUGGAAGAUGUGAAAGCCGUCUGUCAAACAGGCAAACGUGUUGGUAAUUAUUACCAAAGCACAACGCCCUUUGACCUCAUUGACUGUCAACAGACGAAGGAAAUGGCUGCAAAGAAAGAACUCCCCUGUGAGUACAACGGUGAAUUUAAAGCGGAAAGGUUCAUUGUAAUCGGAUGUGAUAAAUAUGGUAGUCCUGUUCACUUUCAAGAGUUUAUUCCAGAGUAA